Sycon ciliatum is the source of this 2634-nucleotide messenger RNA. RefSeq lists its product as uncharacterized. The record is from RefSeq and is a predicted model, not a curated record. NCBI's taxonomy places the organism in Eukaryota, Metazoa, Porifera, Calcarea, Leucosolenida, Sycettidae. Bases 235 to 1764 code for a protein of 509 amino acids. The transcript is spliced from 3 exons.
CGGAGUCAGAAUGACACAAGGUCAAGGAUUGUACAUGUACCUCGUAUACGCGUACCGGCCAAUAGCACCCGUCAUGUAUUGUUGGUAAUUCAUUGCAUCGGACAUCACGAUGAGCGACGACCACAAAGCGAUCCUGUAACGCUUGACCCGCUGAAGGCAUCAUUUUGGUAGCAGAAAUCGAAGACAAAUAAACUGGGAUCGUUUAGUGGUGACUCGGGCAGCUGAGGCGGCAAGAUGAGGAGAGGAGCAGUGGGUUCGAGUAUUGGACAUCUCAGCCAACAUAGACAUGGGACCAACCAGCGCUUGGAACAUUUGCGUAAAGUCACCUGUACGUUAGCACUAGUUGUGGGCAUUGCUUGCAUCAGUGCUGUCGGUGGCUACUUGAACCGGGCUCGCGGUGGAGCGGUCACGCCCGUUGGUGGGUACUGGUCUCGCCAUAUCCUAGCCAGGGCCAUGGUGGGACUACCGACAGGAGCUAUCGUGGGCCUGUUUGCACUCAGCUGGCGGCCAUUUCCUGUUGUUGCCACGGUCACUUCAGUCAGCUUGAUCAUUGGCUGGGGAUGCUACUUUGAUGUCACCACACAGGAACAUGGCUGGUCAUCACGUCAAGGCAUCUUUGAUUGGCUAAUCGGACGUGAGGAGGAAGGCUGGCCACAGUACCGCGUCUUCUACCAUAACUAUGCUGGCAUGGCAUUGCGUGGACUGGCAUGGACAUCACCGCAAGGCUAUAUCCUCUAUCACAUGGGCUACGGCUGGCAGUUCUCGGUCACUGGCUGUCUGAUGAGUGCGCCGUACAGCUUUGGCUGGUACAUGCACAGUUAUAGCUGGAUGGCACGUGGACAGCCAUGGUGUGAGACCGUGUGGGGUUACUACAUCUGGGUGGUGAUGAUCACAGUUGCCAUGGCAGGAUUGCUAGAGAGAUUGCGGGAGAACUCCAGGACGGGCCACACACGCCAUGUGCCAUACUACCUCUCAUCAUAUAUCAGUAACUGGUGGCUGGCGGUAUUGUUUGAGGUGUGGACGGCAGCCAUCACAGUCAUAUUCCUCGGCUCACUUGUCUUCUAUUCCAUGGUGCAGCAACUGGAUGUCAAGAACAAAGCACAGACUUUCUUCGGUAUGUACUUUGUCACCAUGGUUCAGCUCGCUGCACAAGUGGUCAUCUACACGGCCAUUUGGCUCACAAAACGGAAGGACAUUGACUUGACAUAUGACCUGCGUGGUGUAGCCAUACUCUGUCAGAGUCCGCUCAUUAUGCGCAAUAAGGUUCAGUUCUCGCCAAGCAGAUUUCGUAGUCGCCAGCUUUCGGAGAGCACCACUGACCACCAGUUUCAGCCCUACCAGCAUGGCUUGGCAGUUGACGAACAGCUUGCAAAGAGGACUGCUGCUGGCAAUGCAAGCAGUGAGCACAAUCGUCUACUCGGAUCUCUACAACACAGCAGCGGUGGGCCGGGAGGUAGUGGAGAAGAUGACUCACAGGAUGACAUAACUACUUCAAGUGAUUCAGAGUCUGAUGAGGUGGUAGACUGGUCAAUGAUUUUAUCACAACCCAGCUCCAAUGUUCUCAUUCAGUUACGGAAGUUGCCAUAUCGUGUGUGGUUAGUGGCGGAGACCAAUAUCUACACGUCUUUUCCAGCCAUGCUACGGCUUCUGCUGGGUGCUCUGGCAUUGCUUGGCUGUCUUCUAGCAUUCUACAUCACCACUAGUGCAAUGCUGUGGAAUCUGCAUGCACCACGCUACCUACAUGUAUGCAACUGCACUCAAUAGAGUCAAUAGGGACAUGUACCUGCCGCUCAGCAUACACACAACAUUACUCAGUCUCUCUGAAGGUACUGUUGUCCCGACAAGACUGCAGAAGACAUUACGAUCAGUUUGUAACACAGCAGAAGCAGGACAGCCGCACUGAGAUGAGCAAAGACUCACUGAUGGUUACACUGAUGGUUACACAGCAUCUGCUAGUAUCAACAGUGUACAUAAGCCAAAGUGUGCCACUCAAUCAGUGGAGGGGAGAGCGUUCAAACUUACACAGGACAAUAGUGAACUGCCUGUCCGUGUUCCAAGGCAGCAGGGCUAGGAAGGUUGGGCUACUACUCCCUGCAUGGCAGCAGCCAUUGUUAUACACAGGCUGAGCAUGCACUUGCCUAGUUACUACUUGGAAGUACAGUACUUGGAAGUAUGAUCAUAGACUGAAGGAAUCAAGUGGGCACAGUCUCAACCACACAUCACCUGUAUAUGGGAGCAGAAUGUGAAUUUACGUCGGUUAUGCACAACUCCCUCCAAGUCCUGUAGUACAUAUGUACAAUCUAAUGUAAUGUACAUGUGCUGGGAUUUUCUUGGCCUGUUGGAUUCUUUACGAGCUAUAGCGUUCCAUCGCAACUCGUGUGCGGCAGACAACACGCUGUACACUGUACUCAUAGAAAUCAAUACGACUUAGUUCUCUCUCCCGAUGAUUUAACGUUAGGGAAUAUCUCCCUUUUCUGUUGCAAACUCGUAAAGCACUCCAAUUUUAGUCUAUAUUGCUGAUAAGUUUGCAUGGAGUGAUUGUGACAGUAUGUACAUAUUGAGUAGCAACAGUCUCUCAGGUUUAGACUUGUUGCACUAACAGGUAAAGUAGGUGAAAAAGCAAGUGGCAAAGGG